GGGCCCUCAUCGUCAAGCAUCAACUCGCAGGGCUUCCCUUUUGGCUGCGCCGUACUACCUUGUAAUUGUACUUCUGGAGCCUGUUCCCCUCAGAGAAGCUUGCCACGGAUGGGGUUGUAAAACUUCGCGUCCCUCCUCCCGGUGACCAUCGCCUCCUCCACCAGACCCGUGGACAAGUCCGGACUGCGUAUUCCUAUUUUCGGAUCUCCACCAGCUAUCGUCAAUGUACUCCAUGGAAUCUUCAUUAGCACCCCCUCGCGCAAGAAGGAAUCGUCGUCGCCAGUCCCCAUCUCGCUUCGCGAACCCUUCGCUCGCACUACCUGUCGUCGCCCUCCUCGCCGCCUCGCUGCUCCCUUCGACCAUGGCGCAGCAGUGCAUCCCUCUAAAAGGAUCCACGCUGUGCCCGGCUUUUAGCGAUGCCUCCGUCAGUACGAGCGCGCCUUUUCCCUUCCUAGCCUUCGUGUCAGAUGUGCAGUCAUUUGACAGAGGUUUACGAGAAUACAUCAGUACCGGCUACGCGAGAAGACAAUACCAGGAACGCAUGGGCUGCUCCAACGUCAAGCUUAGCAAUACCACCGAACUCUACGCUCGUUACACCACGUCGGUUCUUUGCAAUCUCAUAGUUCAGGCCUCCGUGGGGCCCUGCAAUCUGACUCCGGAAGUUUCCAGGGCUCUGUGUGCGCCCGAUUGUGGCGACUACGCAAUCAGUGAACAGCAAAUUACCUCCAGCCCGGAACUUUGUGGUACUCCUGGAACGAAUGCCCUCGACAUCAUCAGAGCCGACUAUCAGGAUUGCUCAACCCCUUCACGUGCCCUAACAGGAACCUGCGUCGCGGCAUCGAGCAAUGAGCCGGAAGAGUGCGGUUACCAGUCUAACCUCCCGGCUCUGUGUGCCUUCUGCGGCCAGAGUUCUGCCAAUUCAACGGACUCUUGCUGCGUCAAUGCCAAGGUGGAGGAGCGUUGUAAAGGUGUUCGCCUUCCCUGGACUUCGUCAAUGCCGCCCCUCUCGCUACCGACUGGAACUGUUGAUCCCACAGCGACUGCUACCCCUGGCGCCGGAGCUGGAGGUCGCGGCCUAUCUGGAGGCGCCAUUGCCGGUAUAGUUGUGGGCUCCGUGGUGGGCGCGCUUCUGAUUCUUGCGGGUGUGAUCUUCUUCUGCAUCAGUUUGAAGCGCCGCCGGGGACAUGGCGUUAGUUCAUUGAACAUGCCCUCUCCAACACGGAAAGGGCCGCAGAUGGGUUAUCGUGAUGUCUCUGCACCGCCCGAAGUCCUACCUGGAGCUCGUGUGGCUCGUAUGUCGGCCCUCGAAGGAUCAGAGUCUUCGGAAGGUCACCCUUCUCCUGGUAUGCUUGGAGCUUAUCAUCGCGGACGCGAAGAUCAAUACGCCUCUCCAGCGUCACGCGGCGCCGGCCUGCCGAGACGUGACGGUUCGCUCUCGGGCAGUUCUAUUCUCGGCGGAAGUGAGGAACAUUCGUCGCCGCGGACAAACACUAACAGCGAUCGGAACUUCUCUAGCCCUGAAGGUGUGGCAUCUGGCCAGUCCGAGCAGCUCCAGUUUUUCAAGGACUACUAUUCUCAAGACGACAUACAUCCGAAUGAUGCCGUUGCUGUUCUGUGGGCUUACCAGCCCCGCGCGAAUGACGAGUUCCAACUUGAGCGUGGCGAUAUGCUCAAAGUGGUCGGCAUUUGGGACGAUGGCUGGGCCACAGGAGUAAAACUCACAGAGACCGCUGAGCAAUGGGAAGCCCGCAAGCAAGUGCAGCGCGACUCUGGCGUGAGCGGCCAGACCUUGCAGGCACAAACCGAGAGCGACAAUGAGAUCAAAGCUUUCCCCUUGGUAUGUGUCUGCCUGCCGCAGCACUGGCGCAAGACAAUCGAAGGGGACAGCACUACCGAGGCCGCACAAGGCAGUGAGCCACCCCCAAGUCCUUAGGACAUGACAACGGAAGCCAUCAAGGCAUUGAGGCCGAGCAGCUCAUCCUCUUGCCCGCUUUCAGCCUGGGACAAGCGGUCUUUCGGUCCUCCUCCAGCGGGCUGGUGGCUGAGGCUGCGAAGCCCACCUUCUCUGCCCGGCGACAUCAGCCCGCUCACCCAUAUUGCCGAAUCUCACGCGACACGACGACUACCGCUAUGCUAUGUACACUUGUUUCGAAGACGGAUUGCCGU
This is a messenger RNA of Westerdykella ornata, 2166 nucleotides long. RefSeq lists its product as uncharacterized. Gene Ontology annotation, molecular function: protein binding. The transcript has 4 exons. Bases 224 to 1933 code for a protein of 569 amino acids. NCBI's taxonomy places the organism in Eukaryota, Fungi, Ascomycota, Dothideomycetes, Pleosporales, Sporormiaceae. The record is from RefSeq and is a predicted model, not a curated record.